AUGUCGGGUCAGCCAGAAUCGUCCUCGUCAGCAGCAAGAAAAGCUUUGAAUGCCAAUGCAAAUGGCGCAGCCACGGACUACGAACUCCCUUGGGUCGAGAAAUACCGACCAGUCUAUCUUGAUGAUGUUGUGGGAAACUCCGAGACGAUUGAACGACUCAAGAUCAUUGCAAAAGAUGGAAAUAUGCCUCAUGUCAUCAUAUCAGGAAUGCCUGGAAUCGGCAAAACCACCUCCAUCCUGUGUCUUGCGCGGACUCUUCUAGGGGACGCGUACAAAGAGGCAGUUCUAGAAUUGAAUGCCAGUGAUGAGAGAGGUAUCGAUGUGGUUCGAAACAGGAUCAAAGGGUUUGCGCAGAAGAAGGUGACGUUGCCUCCUGGUCGGCAUAAGCUGGUGAUAUUGGAUGAAGCAGACAGUAUGACCUCGGGCGCGCAACAAGCGCUCCGAAGAACAAUGGAAAUCUAUUCGAACACCACUCGGUUUGCAUUCGCAUGCAACCAAUCAAACAAGAUCAUUGAACCGCUUCAGUCUCGAUGUGCGAUCCUAAGAUACUCCCGGCUGACGGACGCGCAAGUGGUGCAACGACUAAUGCAGAUAAUGGAGGCAGAAAAAGUCGAAUAUACCGAGGAUGGUCUGGCUGCCCUCGUGUUCAGUGCCGAAGGAGAUAUGCGACAAGCCAUCAACAACCUGCAAAGUACCUGGGCAGGAUUCGGACUCGUCAGUGGCGACAAUGUUUUCCGCGUGGUUGACAGUCCGCAUCCAGUCAAAGUACAAGCAAUGAUCAAGGCUUGCUGGGAAGGCAAGAUCGACAGUGCGGUGGACAGCUUGAAGGAAUUGUGGGAUCUGGGAUACUCCUCACACGACAUCAUAAGCACUAUGUUCCGAGUGACCAAGACGAUCCCCACAUUGUCAGAACAUUCGAAGCUCGAGUUCAUCAAGGAAAUUGGCUUCACGCACAUGCGUAUUCUAGAGGGAGUGCAAACAUUUCUGCAGUUGAGCGGAUGUCUGGCGAAGUUGUGCAAGAUCAACAUGAAGCCUGAAUUGUUCGAGGGGCCAGCAUAA
Messenger RNA from Rhinocladiella mackenziei CBS 650.93, 1059 nucleotides. Its product is annotated as replication factor C subunit 4. The transcript has 4 exons. Gene Ontology annotation, biological process: DNA repair; DNA-templated DNA replication. Gene Ontology annotation, cellular component: DNA replication factor C complex; Elg1 RFC-like complex; nucleus. The record is from RefSeq and is a predicted model, not a curated record. Bases 1 to 1059 code for a protein of 352 amino acids. NCBI's taxonomy places the organism in Eukaryota, Fungi, Ascomycota, Eurotiomycetes, Chaetothyriales, Herpotrichiellaceae. Gene Ontology annotation, molecular function: ATP binding; DNA binding; ATP hydrolysis activity.